Molecule: messenger RNA, 809 nt
Organism: Camellia sinensis
Lineage: Eukaryota; Viridiplantae; Streptophyta; Magnoliopsida; Ericales; Theaceae
Source: RefSeq, a predicted model, not a curated record
UCAUUAAUCAUUAGUAUUAUCAACCCUAAUUCUCUCUCUCUCUCUCUCUCUCCAAAACAAUGCAAACAGCUUCCAUUUGUUCCCUACAACUCCCCUUACCUCCCUUUUCCGGCAAUUCUCUACGACAGAAACCGAGUUCUAGCCAAAGAAGAAGAGCAUCCAUGACAGUUUUCGCAUCGAAAAAAGAUGCAUACGGAUAUGGUAGAGACCACAAUGGGAGGAUAGUUGACGAGAACAUGAUUGUGUUAAGGAAGAGAAUUCACGAGGCGAAAAUGGCAGAGACGAGGGACUACUACGAGUCAUCGACACCGCCACGUGAUUGUGGUUAUUGGAUGGAAUGGGAGAAGAAAUAUGCUGAAACAAGGUAUGAUUCGGAUAUAUGUGAAGCAAUGGCUGUUUUGCAGACAUUGUUGAUGGAGACUAGGCCGAGCUUGGUUGUGGGGAUGGUGGCUCUUGUUGGGUUCACCGUGCCGGCUUCGAUGGCUGUGGCUGUGUUUCAUUUGGUGGAAAUGGUCAAGGCCAUGUUAGGUUAGAUGGAGCUCAUCUUGGCUAGUUUAGAUUUACGUGGUUAUUUUGAUGGCAAAUAUAGAUGAAUUUCAAAGAUAGUAGAUAGAUAGGAUGUCUCUGUACACAAACACAACCCAAGCUCUUCAUUCUUAUUCUUUCUUUUUUUUUAAAAAAAAAAAAUUAAUUUGUUAUUUAUUCAACAAGUGCUUUAUCGUUUGUCUUCUUUUCUGCUACAAUUUGUACCGUUCUAGUUUUGAGGCUUACCCUUAAUCCUGGAAAAUGUUAUUUACAAUGCGAAUUUC